Naegleria fowleri is the source of this 1098-nucleotide messenger RNA. RefSeq lists its product as uncharacterized. The record is from RefSeq and is a predicted model, not a curated record. Bases 1 to 1098 code for a protein of 365 amino acids. The transcript has a single exon. NCBI's taxonomy places the organism in Eukaryota, Heterolobosea, Eutetramitea, Acrasida, Naegleriidae.
AUGUCUCACAAAUAUCAAAAGGAUUUUUCAUUUCCACCAAAAUUUCAAGAAACGUUGAGAGAUUUUACUCGGGAAGUACUGAGAGUUCAACCUUCAAAUAUUUAUCGGUUCGGAUACGAUUAUUUUACGAAAUUGGCCAAGGAAAUGGAGAUGAAACAGCAACAGGAAGCAUUCAGCACUGCUGAAAGCAACGUGACUCAAGCUUCAAAAGUUGGAGGGUACCUCAAUAGCCAAUCAUCCACUUCGGAAGAAGAGGAAGAAGAUAUGGAUGAAUAUAAGGUUGUACAUACGUCUAGUCAUGCUUCCUCAAAUCCACAAAAACCAAUCUCAGUCAAAGCACAAGAGAGGUUCACCUCCGAUGAAGAUGAAGAAGAAAUUGAAAGUACCGAAGAGGAACAGAAUACAGAGGAAGAGGAAGUGGGUGAAGGAUCUCAAAAUGAAAGCUUCCAAAAUCAAUCAUUUGAGGGUGACAUUACACAAUUUCUUGCCACCAUUUCUGAUCAAGAAUUACUGAAUAUUUUGUACUCACAUUAUAGUUCGUUCGGCUAUGAUGCUUUACCUGCAAGCGCUGUGAAGGAGGAACUCAAGAAAAUUUUCAAUUAUCAAUUGCCUGACACGAUGGUCGCUUUUUGUAUGGCUGAAUCGGAUGUCGCAGAUGACUCAACGGUCGAAAUUGCACCAUUUUGUCAAAGAAUUACUAAUGUUUUGAAAAUCGUUGUGGGAGGUGAGGAAGGACCAUUAGGUUAUUCAGACGAAAGCAACUCUAUCCAUCAAUCUUUCUUGUCGCCCAUUGUUGUCAAUGAUGUCGAUGUGGUACAUGGGUUGAGCAAAUUAGAACUUCAAGAGGAACUAAAGGCCUUAUUUGAGAGAGCUGAUGAAGGUCAUACUGGUGCCUUGUCUUUCGGUAAAUUCAAACGAGAAUUGCAAGAGGCAGAGCUUGAUUUGUCGAGAAGAGAAAUUAAUCUUUUGCUUUCUGAGGCUGAAUUGGAUGAACAUGGACAGGUGGUUUAUGAGAAAAUUAUUUCCAAAGCUCAUUCUAUUCUGUUUUCGGCAUUCAUUUUCGACGAAUUUUGUGCAUCAGUUGAGCUAAGUUUUUGA